Molecule: messenger RNA, 7800 nt
Organism: Pan troglodytes (chimpanzee)
Lineage: Eukaryota; Metazoa; Chordata; Mammalia; Primates; Hominidae
Gene: PRRC2A
Product: proline rich coiled-coil 2A
Exons: 30
Coding region: 240-6500 (2086 amino acids)
Biological process (GO): cell differentiation
Source: RefSeq, a predicted model, not a curated record
GAGCUCAGCCGCGGAGUGAGCGAGGGAGACGGAAGGAGCCGAACCCGGCGCCAUCCGCCGCCAUCCUCCCCCGCCCCACCGCCAUCCCGUCCCGGGGAGCCCCUAGGCCCGGGUCCCGGAUCCCCGCGCACCCGGCCAGGGGACAGAGACUGAGACACUUGCUGUCUGGCCCACAGGCUCCGGCACGUUUUGGGGGAGGUGCCUGCGGGACCCAACAUACUCAAUGAGCUUCCAGCGCAAUGUCCGAUCGCUCGGGGCCGACUGCCAAGGGAAAGGAUGGAAAGAAGUAUUCCUCGCUCAACCUGUUUGAUACGUAUAAGGGCAAGUCCUUAGAGAUCCAGAAACCCGCUGUUGCCCCUCGUCAUGGCCUGCAGAGUCUCGGGAAAGUUGCCAUUGCCCGGCGUAUGCCACCUCCAGCCAACCUUCCAAGCCUGAAAGCCGAGAACAAAGGCAAUGACCCCAAUGUCUCACUAGUGCCAAAAGACGGAACAGGAUGGGCAAGCAAACAGGAGCAGUCCGACCCCAAGAGUUCCGAUGCCUCAACCGCUCAGCCGCCGGAAUCGCAGCCACUGCCGGCUUCACAGACGCCUGCCUCCAACCAGCUGAAACGACCCCCAGCAGCCCCCGAGAACACUCCUUUGGUUCCAAGCGGGGUAAAGUCCUGGGCACAAGCCAGCGUCACCCAUGGAGCACAUGGAGAUGGUGGAAGGGCAUCAAGCCUACUGUCGCGAUUCUCUCGAGAGGAAUUUCCGACCCUGCAGGCGGCUGGCGACCAGGACAAGGCUGCCAAGGAAAGGGAGUCUGCCGAACAGUCGUCUGGGCCCGGACCAAGCCUCCGCCCCCAAAAUUCUGCAACUUGGAGGGACGGAGGUGGGCGUGGCCCUGAUGAGCUGGAGGGCCCGGACUCCAAACUUCAUCAUGGUCAUGAUCCCCGGGGUGGGCUACAGCCUUCAGGCCCACCCCAGUUCCCUCCCUACCGCGGAAUGAUGCCGCCUUUCAUGUAUCCCCCAUAUCUCCCGUUCCCUCCGCCCUAUGGACCCCAGGGGCCUUACCGAUACCCCACUCCUGAUGGGCCCAGCCGUUUUCCCCGUGUGGCGGGCCCCCGAGGCUCAGGGCCACCAAUGCGCUUAGUAGAGCCUGUGGGUCGUCCCUCUAUUCUCAAAGAGGAUAAUCUCAAAGAGUUUGAUCAGUUGGAUCAGGAGAAUGAUGAUGGUUGGGCAGGGGCCCAUGAAGAGGUUGACUACACUGAAAAGCUCAAGUUCAGCGAUGAGGAAGAUGGGCGAGACUCUGAUGAGGAGGGAGCUGAGGGCCACAAGGAUUCCCAAUCAGCUUCUGGUGAGGAACGGCCCCCUGAAGCAGAUGGCAAAAAGAGCAACUCCCCCAACAGCGAACCGCCAACUCCUAAGACGGCCUGGGCAGAAACCUCUCGGCCUCCAGAGACAGAGCCGGGACCUCCUGCCCCAAAGCCUCCCCUACCCCCACCUCACCGGGGCCCCGCCGGGAACUGGGGCCCCCCUGGGGACUACCCAGAUCGUGGGGGUCCUCCCUGCAAGCCCCCAGCACCUGAAGAUGAGGAUGAGGCAUGGCGGCAGCGACGAAAGCAGUCGUCAUCUGAGAUUUCCCUGGCAGUGGAGCGGGCCCGGCGACGGCGAGAAGAAGAGGAGCGGCGCAUGCAAGAAGAGCGCCGGGCAGCCUGUGCUGAGAAGCUCAAGCGACUCGAUGAAAAGUUUGGGGCACCUGACAAGCGGCUCAAAGCAGAGCCUGCUGCCCCACCUGCUGCCCCUUCUACCCCAGCUCCACCACCUGCAGUCCCUAAAGAACUCCCUGCACCUCCAGCUCCACCUCCAGCAUCAGCCCCAACACCAGAGAAAGAACCUGAAGAGCCAGCACAGGCCCCUCCUGCCCAAUCUACUCCCACUCCAGGUGUGGCUGCGGCUCCCACUCUGGUGAGUGGUGGUGGCAGUACCAGUAGCACCAGCAGUGGCAGCUUCGAAGCCAGCCCAGUGGAACCACAACUGCCCUCAAAAGAGGGUCCUGAACCACCAGAAGAGGUUCCUCCUCCUACCACACCCCCAGUUCCAAAGGUGGAACCCAAGGGUGAUGGGAUUGGUCCCACCCGCCAGCCCCCUAGUCAGGGCUUGGGCUACCCCAAAUAUCAGAAGUCGUUGCCUCCUCGUUUCCAGCGGCAGCAGCAGGAGCAGCUCCUGAAGCAGCAGCAGCAGCACCAGUGGCAGCAGCAUCAACAGGGCUCUGCCCCUCCUACCCCAGUGCCCCCAUCACCACCACAGCCUGUGACCCUGGGGGCUGUGCCAGCUCCACAGGCUCCACCCCCGCCCCCCAAGGCCCUGUACCCAGGUGCUCUGGGCCGGCCCCCACCCAUGCCCCCAAUGAACUUUGAUCCCCGAUGGAUGAUGAUUCCUCCUUAUGUGGACCCCCGGCUCCUCCAGGGUCGUCCCCCUCUAGACUUCUACCCUCCUGGUGUGCAUCCCUCUGGCCUAGUUCCCCGAGAGCGUUCAGACAGUGGGGGCUCAAGCUCAGAGCCAUUUGACCGUCAUGCACCUGCUAUGUUACGGGAACGGGGCACUCCACCGGUGGAUCCAAAGUUGGCCUGGGUAGGAGAUGUCUUCACCGCCACACCCGCUGACCCCCGCCCACUUACCUCACCUCUGCGCCAGGCUGCGGAUGAGGAUGACAAGGGGAUGAGGAGCGAGACUCCUCCAGUACCUCCCCCACCACCCUAUCUGGCCAGUUAUCCAGGCUUUCCUGAGAAUGGAGCCCCUGGGCCCCCAAUCUCUCGCUUUCCUCUGGAGGAACCAGGGCCCCAUCCACUCCCCUGGCCCCCAGGCAGUGAUGAAGUGGCCAAGAUACAAACUCCACCACCCAAGAAGGAGCCCCCUAAGGAGGAGACUGCACAGCUGACGGGGCCAGAAGCAGGCCGAAAGCCUGCCCGCGGAGUCGGGAGUGGAGGCCAGGGCCCCCCACCACCACGCAGAGAGAGUCGCACAGAGACCCGCUGGGGCCCUCGUCCAGGCAGCAGUCGUCGUGGAAUCCCUCCAGAGGAGCCAGGGGCCCCACCCCGCCGGGCUGGGCCUAUAAAGAAACCUCCACCACCUACAAAAGUCGAAGAGCUGCCUCCCAAGCCCCUCGAACAGGGGGAUGAAACCCCCAAAGCCCCAAAGCCAGACCCACUCAAGAUAACCAAGGGGAAGCUAGGGGGCCCCAAGGAGACCCCACCCAAUGGGAAUCUUUCCCCUGCCCCAAGGCUUCGGAGGGACUAUUCGUAUGAAAGAGUGGGUCCUACCUCUUGCCGGGGUCGGGGCCGAGGCGAGUAUUUUGCCAGAGGGAGGGGUUUUCGGGGGACCUAUGGGGGACGAGGGCGGGGAGCCCGAAGCCGGGAAUUCCGCAGUUAUCGAGAGUUUCGAGGAGAUGAUGGGCGUGGAGGUGGGACAGGGGGACCAAACCACCCUCCUGCUCCCCGAGGCCGCACUGCCAGUGAGACACGGAGCGAGGGUUCAGAGUACGAGGAAAUCCCCAAGCGGCGCCGGCAGCGGGGCUCAGAAACAGGCAGCGAGACCCAUGAGAGUGAUCUGGCUCCUUCAGACAAGGAGGCUCCCACACCCAAGGAGGGAACACUCACCCAGGUCCCUCUCGCUCCCCCACCACCAGGAGCCCCACCUUCACCAGCCCCAGCCCGCUUCACUGCCCGGGGUGGGCGAGUCUUCACUCCCAGAGGGGUGCCAUCUCGCCGGGGCCGAGGAGGAGGGAGGCCCCCUCCUCAAGUUUGCCCAGGCUGGAGCCCUCCAGCCAAGUCUCUGGCUCCCAAGAAACCUCCCACAGGCCCUUUGCCACCAAGUAAGGAGCCUUUGAAAGAGAAGUUGAUCCCAGGGCCUCUGUCCCCCGUGGCGCGCGGAGGCAGCAGCGGAGGUAGCAAUGUGGGCAUGGAAGAUGGGGAGCGACCCCGAAGGAGGCGACAUGGGAGGGCUCAGCAGCAGGAUAAACCGCCUCGUUUCCGGAGGCUGAAGCAGGAACGGGAGAAUGCCGCAAGGGGGUCUGAGGGCAAGCCAUCCCUAACCCUUCCAGCCUCCGCUCCUGGACCUGAGGAGGCCCUCACAACAGUCACAGUGGCCCCAGCACCUCGCCGGGCAGCUGCCAAGUCUCCUGAUCUGUCAAACCAGAACUCGGACCAAGCCAAUGAGGAAUGGGAGACUGCAUCAGAGAGCAGUGACUUCGCCAGUGAGCGCCGAGGGGACAAAGAGGCACCCCCACCAGUACUGCUGACACCCAAGGCUAUGGGAACUCCUGGGGGAGGUGGAGGUGGAGCCGUACCAGGUAUUUCAGCCAUGUCCCGCGGAGAUCUGAGCCAGAGAGCCAAGGAUUUGAGUAAACGGAGCUUCUCAAGUCAGCGGCCAGGCAUGGAACGGCAGAAUCGGCGCCCUGGCCCAGGGGGCAAGGCUGGCAGCAGUGGCAGCAGCAGUGGAGGAGGCGGUGGGGGUCCUGGAGGAAGGACCGGGCCAGGACGAGGUGACAAGAGGAGCUGGCCCUCUCCCAAGAACCGAAGUCGUCCUCCAGAGGAGCGUCCCCCGGGGCUUCCCCUGCCUCCCCCACCUCCCAGCAGUUCUGCUGUCUUCCGCCUGGACCAAGUUAUCCACAGCAACCCUGCUGGCAUCCAACAGGCUCUGGCCCAGCUUAGUAGCCGUCAAGGGAGUGUAACUGCACCAGGGGGUCACCCAAGGCACAAGCCUGGGCCUCCCCAAGCCCCUCAGGGCCCCUCUCCUAGGCCCCCAACCCGAUAUGAGCCCCAGAGGGUCAACAGCGGCCUCAGUUCUGACCCCCACUUUGAGGAGCCGGGGCCAAUGGUGAGAGGGGUGGGUGGGACUCCUCGGGACUCUGCCGGGGUUAGUCCCUUUCCCCCUAAACGUCGGGAGCGGCCUCCCAGAAAACCAGAGCUGCUACAGGAGGAAUCUUUGCCACCUCCUCAUAGCUCUGGAUUCUUGGGCUCUAAGCCUGAGGGCCCAGGCCCUCAGGCAGAGUCCAGAGAUACAGGCACAGAGGCCCUGACCCCUCACAUCUGGAACCGUUUACAUACUGCCACUAGCCGAAAGAGUUACCGGCCCAGCUCCAUGGAGCCUUGGAUGGAGCCCCUGAGUCCUUUUGAGGAUGUGGCUGGCACAGAAAUGAGUCAGUCUGACAGUGGGGUGGACCUGAGUGGGGAUUCUCAGGUGUCAUCAGGUCCCUGCAGCCAGCGAAGUUCCCCUGAUGGAGGACUCAAGGGGGCAGCAGAGGGACCCCCCAAGAGGCCUGGAGGCUCCUCACCCCUGAAUGCUGUUCCUUGUGAGGGUCCACCUGGCUCUGAACCUCCUAGGAGACCACCACCUGCCCCCAACGAUGGGGACAGAAAGGAGCUGCCCCAGGAGCAGCCUCUGCCCCCUGGCCCCAUUGGCACAGAACGAUCACAGCGUACAGACCGAGGCACAGAGCCUGGCCCCAUUCGGCCAUCCCAUCGACCUGGUCCCCCAGUCCAGUUUGGCACUAGUGACAAGGACUCAGACUUACGCCUAGUGGUAGGAGACAGCUUGAAAGCAGAGAAGGAGCUAACAGCAUCAGUCACUGAGGCCAUUCCUGUAUCACGAGACUGGGAGCUGCUUCCCAGUGCUGCUGCCUCUGCUGAGCCACAAUCCAAGAACCUGGGUUCUGGGCACUGUGGCCCAGAGCCCAGCUCCUCAGGCCAGCGCCUGUAUCCUGAGGUUUUCUAUGGCAGUGCUGGGCCUUCCAGUUCUCAGAUCUCUGGGGGAGCCAUGGACUCUCAAUUACAUCCAAACAGUGGAGGCUUCCGCCCUGGGACACCCUCACUGCACCCUUACAGAUCACAGCCCCUAUACCUACCCCCCGGCCCAGCCCCUCCCUCAGCACUGCUCUCUGGGGUAGCUCUCAAGGGCCAGUUUCUGGAUUUCUCCACACUGCAAGCUACAGAGCUGGGGAAGUUGCCGGCUGGAGGAGUUCUCUACCCUCCACCUUCCUUCCUCUACUCUCCGGCUUUCUGCCCCAGUCCUUUGCCUGACACAUCGUUGCUUCAGGUACGCCAGGAUCUGCCAUCCCCUUCGGAUUUUUAUUCUACUCCUCUGCAGCCUGGUGGCCAAAGUGGCUUUCUCCCUUCAGGGGCUCCUGCCCAGCAGCUGCAUCCAGUGGAACUAAAGCCGUUCCAGGAUUAUCAAAAACUGAGCAGCAACCUUGGGGGACCUGGAUCAUCACGGACUCCCCCAGCUGGAAGGUCCUUCUCUGGCCUCAAUUCGCGUCUCAAGGCCACGCCUUCCACCUACAGUGGAGUCUUCCGCACCCAGCGCGUCGACCUUUACCAGCAGGCCUCCCCACCAGAUGCCCUGCGCUGGAUACCUAAGCCUUGGGAGCGGACAGGGCCGCCACCUCGAGAAGGGCCCUCCCGACGGGCAGAGGAGCCUGGGUCCCGAGGGGACAAGGAGCCUGGGUUGCCCCCACCCCGCUGAGGGAGUUCCUCUUGCCCCCUACCCCCGGGGCUUGUAUAUAGAUUAUAAAUAUAUAAGGGGGAAAGGGGUGGGCGGGGAGGGGUUGUGGGGCUGGGGCCUCACUUCCCCUCCUCCCCCUUCCCCUGGUCCCCUGUCCCUGGGGCUGUUUGUUAAAAAAGAGUAAUAAAAGGAUUUAAAAAAAAACUUCUACAAUGAUUUGGGGGAUGGGUUGUUUGCAUUGUCUUAAAGCAUGGUGCUGAGUGAUCUGUAGUUUCAGUCAGGGAAAUAUUCAUUACUUAUUCCAGUGAGCUGUUGAAACUAAAAACAUGACCAUCGUAUUGGAUCUUUAAAUUUUUGAGAGUCGGGAAUUUGGGCUGAGCUCAGCUGGAUAAAUCUGCUUUUUUGUGCCAGUGAGCGAGGUCAACUGGUUAUCAGUCUGCAGCUGACACCUGGGCUGGUCCCAAUAUGGCUUCCUUUGCAUAUCUGGGGCCUUGGUGGGACAUCUGUAACAUUACUGGAUUAUCAACCAGUGUCUUCACAUGGACUCUUCAGCAGGCCUGUUAAAUGUCCGUGAGCUCAUGUUCCAAGAGGUCUAGCUGGAAUUUUCUAAGCUUAUGCCAUGCUUAGUUGAUAGAGCACUAAACUAGCCAAGGUAGGCGAUGGGGGGGUUUAGAAGGGACUUCAACUGCAUCUCAAAGGGACUAGCAAAGAAUUUGCAGCCAUGGGACUUCAGUCCUUUAUGAUGAACUAAGGGGAAAUCUCUGUUAAGGCCUCAAUGUUGGAGCACACUUAAGGGGCUCUUUGAAUUGGAUAGACCCAAUUCCAGCAUUGUCAAACUAAGUGGGAUUUCACAUGGUAACGCUGCAUGCUAGUUAUGCUAAAGACUAUACUUAGGUCUGCAGCUGCUCAGAAACUUUUUUUGAUGGGUAAUUUGAGAGCUCUAUCCUAGUGUGCACCUGGAAUAUGCUCCCAACUCAAAAUACAGGUUUUUUAUUUAUAUAUAAAGUGCUUUCGCACAAAAAAUACAAACAUCAGGCUGGGCGCGGUGGCCCAUGCCUGUAAUUCCAGCACUUUGGGAGGCCAAGGUGGGUGGAUCACAAGGUCAGGAGUUCGAGACCAGCCUGGCCAAUGUGGUGAAACCCUCUCUCUACUAAAAAUACAAAAAUUAGCCGGGCGUGGUGGCAGACGCCUGUAGUCCCAGCUACUCAGGAGGCUGAGGCAUGAGUGAGAAUCGCUUGAACCCGGGAGGCGGAGGUUGUAGUGAGCCGAGCUCGAGAUCCGGCCACUGCACCCAGCCUGGGAGACAGAGCAAUACUGUCUC